GGGGGUCCCCCAGUCGGGGCCGCCCCACGGGGCAGCGUCAUCUGAUGCUGUUUCCUGCAGGAGGGAGAAGAGCGGAAAAAAGCGAAACUCCACCCCCGUCGCCGCCGCCCGCCGCCGCCGCCUCCCGCCUGGGCUCGACCCAGGCUCGGCCGCCUCCCGCCCGUCCCCGGGGCCAGAGUCGUUAGAGGCGGAGGAAGGAGCACAAGAGCCGGCCGUCCCCUCCCGCCCAUGCCCCCCAGGCGGCGUCCCCAGGGCCCCCCGAGCCCUGCGAUGCGGGGGGCCGACAGGCGGGACUGCAGGGGCCCCCGGCGGCCGCGGCCGUGGAGCCUGUGAUUGUGGGGCGCCCCGCCAUGGAGCCCCUCAAGAAUCUGCUCCUCAAGAGCCCGCUGGGGCCAUGGAGCGGCGGGGGCCGGGCCGAGGGGCCCCCCAAGGCCGCUUACCCCGGCCCGGUGUGGACGGCGCUCUUCGACUACGAGGCCAGCGGGCGCGAUGAGCUGACCCUGCGCAAGGGCGACCGCGUGGAGGUGCUGUCCAGGGAUGCGGCCAUCUCCGGAGACGAAGGCUGGUGGGCGGGCAAGGUGGGCGACCAGGUGGGCAUCUUCCCCUCCAACUACGUGUCCCGGGGCGGUGCCCCGCAGCCUGAGGUGGCCCGCUUCCAGGAGCUGCGCUUGGAGGAGGUGAUUGGCGUGGGGGGCUUCGGCAAGGUCUACCGGGGUAGCUGGAGGGGCGAGCUUGUGGCUGUCAAGGCUGCCCGCCAGGACCCAGACGAGGACAUCAGCGUGACGGCUGAGAGCGUCCGCCAAGAGGCGCGCCUCUUCGCCAUGCUGGCUCACCCCAACAUCAUUGCGCUGAAGGCGGUUUGCCUGGAGGAGCCCAACCUGUGCCUGGUGAUGGAGUACGCAGCCGGCGGGCCCCUCAGCCGGGCUCUGGCUGGCCGGCGGGUCCCCCCUCACGUGCUGGUCAACUGGGGGGUGCAGAUAGCCAGGGGGAUGCACUACCUGCACUGUGAGGCCCUUGUGCCUGUCAUCCACCGGGACCUCAAGUCUAACAACAUCCUGCUACUGCAGCCCGUGGAGGGGGACAACGUGGAACAGAAGACCCUGAAGAUCACUGACUUCGGCCUGGCCCGCGAGUGGCACAAGACCACCCAGAUGAGCGCGGCGGGCACCUAUGCCUGGAUGGCCCCUGAAGUCAUCAAGGCAUCCACGUUCUCCAAAGGCAGCGACGUCUGGAGCUUUGGGGUGCUGCUGUGGGAACUGCUGACCGGAGAGGUGCCUUACCGGGGCAUCGACGGCCUGGCCGUGGCCUACGGAGUGGCUGUGAACAAACUCACCCUGCCCAUCCCCUCCACCUGCCCAGAGCCCUUUGCCCAGCUCAUGGCCGACUGCUGGGCACAGGACCCCCACCGCCGGCCAGACUUCUCCGUCAUCCUGCAGCAGCUCUCAGCCCUGGAGGCGCAGGUGUUGAGGGAGAUGCCCCGCGACUCCUUCCACUCCAUGCAGGACGGCUGGAAGCGAGAGAUCCAAGGCCUCUUUGACGAGAUCCGAGCCAAGGAAAAGGAGCUGCUGAGCCGAGAGGAGGAGCUGACCCGGGCUGCGCGGGAGCAGCGCUCCCAGGCCGAGCAGCUGCGCCGCCGCGAGCACCUGCUGGCGCAGUGGGAGCUGGAGGUGUUUGAGCGCGAGCUGACCCUGCUCCUGCAGCAGGUGGACCGCGAACGGCCGCAUGUGCGCCGCCGCCGAGGCACCUUCAAGCGCAGCAAGCUGCGGGCCCGGGACGGGGGCGAGAGGAUCAGCAUGCCUCUGGACUUCAAGCACCGGAUCACCGUGCAGGCCUCUCCUGGCUUAGACCGAAGGAAGAACGUCUUUGAGGUCGGGGCUGGGGACUCGCCCACCUUCCCUCGCUUCAGGGCCAUCCAGUUGGAAGCUGCAGACACAGGACAGGUUUGGGGUCGUCAAUCCCCUCGACGCUUGGAAGACCCAGGAAAUGGGGAGCGUCGGCCAUGUUGGGCCUGGGGGCCCGGUUCCCCUAAGCCAGGGGAGGCUCAGAAUGGGAGGAGACGGUCCCGAAUGGAGGAGACGACCUGGUACCUGGACUCCAAUGAGCCUUCCCCUCUGGGGUCCCCAUCCACACCCCCCACACUCAAUGGCGACGUCCGCCCCCCGGAGCCCGAGGAGCCGCGGCGGCCAGGCCCCUCAGACCGGAGCGGGACCCCCAAGAUCAUCCAGCGUGCCCUGCUCCGGGGCACAGCUCUGUUAGCCUCCCUGGGGCUGGGCCGGGACCUUCAGCAGGCUGGCAGCGGGGUGCGUGACAAGGGAGAUGCCACCCCCGAAGAGGCGCCGUCUUCGCCCCCCUCCCCCCUCAUCCGCUUCUCUCCCAAAACGCCAGAAGCCCCGACCUCGCCCCUGAGCCUGGACACAGAGGUGCCUCCCGGCCCCCCACUGCUUGACCUGGGCACCCCUGGGGGGCAGCCCUCUGCCAAAAGCCCCCGCCGAGAGGAGGAGACUCGGGGGGGAGCCGUCUCCCCGCCUCCUGGGGCCUUCCGUUCUCCACCCGGCACCCCCCGAUCCCCAACGCUGGGCCUCAUCAGCAGGCCUCGGCCUUCGCCCCUCCGGAGCCGCAUUGAUCCGUGGAGUUUUGUGUCCACCGGACCCCGCCCGUCCCCCCUUCCAUCUCCACAGCCUGCCCCACGCCGGGCCCCCUGGACCCUGUUCCCAGACUCGGACCCCUUCCGGGACCCCCCGCCUUUCAACCCUUUCAGCCCAGGGUCCCCACAGAACAGCAGAGCCCAGACCAAAGACAUGGGGGGCCAGGCUCCUUGGGGAGCCACAGGACCAGAGGGGAGCCCCUGAGUGAGGCGGGAAAGACAUACCUGAUGAGGCGGGAGCGUCUCAGUCUUAGGGACCUGGCCCUGGGGAGGUGGAUGCCCCCAAGGGGGACCUUCAGCCAGAGGGGGGCCCUCUCUAGAAGUCUCUGUAUACACUGGAAAAGGAGAAAGGGGCCGGACCCCCAAAAGGCCACUAUAUCUGAGGGGCUGAUGGUCCCUGCCUACUACUCCCCCAGUCCCUCUGGAAGGGGCUGAGCAGCCUCUAGGAGCCGGGGACCCCUUCCCAGCUGCCUCAGUUUCUUCCAGAGGCUCUUGGUUCUCCUCCUAAGACGGCCCCUUUUCUUUGAAGGGGCACAAGAUGGGGAUGAAACCUCCCUUCCCUGGAACACUACGCUGCACCUGAAGCCUUAACACUGGACUGAGGGGAAGUCCAGAGGGGAGGUCGGGUCCCCCCCCACCUCGCUGACCAAUAGGGGGCCUCUGAAGCCACCCCCUUGCCCCUCUUCUUCCCCCGCUGGGGCUCUACACUGUAACUGGCUGGUUUAAGGGGGACCAAAACCUGUCUCAGGGAAUCGCUGUCCGCCCUUCCCUGCCCGGGAGGGGAGGCAGGGAGUGCAAGGUUCGGUGGUCGUGGGCCCUGGGCACGAGGGGAGGGGGCGGGGCUGGCCGCCCCCAGCACCCGGAGGGCCCCCCCGGCUGCACCUCGCACCCCUGUCCUGAGACCCAGACCCCGGGCUCCGUGCUACUGAAACCAAAUAAACUCCUAAGCUGGC
This is a messenger RNA of Gracilinanus agilis (Agile Gracile Mouse Opossum), 3597 nucleotides long. RefSeq names its product mitogen-activated protein kinase kinase kinase 11 (gene MAP3K11). The transcript has 10 exons. Gene Ontology annotation, molecular function: JUN kinase kinase kinase activity; ATP binding; protein binding. Lineage: Eukaryota; Metazoa; Chordata; Mammalia; Didelphimorphia; Didelphidae. Gene Ontology annotation, cellular component: centrosome. The record is from RefSeq and is a predicted model, not a curated record. Gene Ontology annotation, biological process: protein phosphorylation; microtubule-based process; positive regulation of apoptotic process. The coding region runs from base 351 to 2849 and encodes 832 amino acids.